Molecule: messenger RNA, 3935 nt
Organism: Lethenteron reissneri (Far Eastern brook lamprey)
Lineage: Eukaryota; Metazoa; Chordata; Hyperoartia; Petromyzontiformes; Petromyzontidae
Molecular function (GO): protein binding
Source: RefSeq, a predicted model, not a curated record
AUGCCACGCAAGAGCGCAAAGUGCCCUCUCGCGAGGACGCGAGCGAGAGAGCGACUCGGAAAAACCCAGGAGAACUCUCGGCUCGGAGAGAGAGGACGUUGCCGCCGACUGACGAGGCUGCUCCGCUGUCGAUGCACGGGCGAAGACGACCCCGUCGACGAGACGUCGCCACCAUCACCACCGAGUGUCCAUGCCAGCGCAAAAGCUCGCGUGGCCGACGCCGAGGGCGGUUUGACCGGCGGCGCCGCGGCGGCGGACGAGGCGGAUGGAACGGUUCCAUCCGCCUCGGGAACGACCACCGCUUCGGGAGGCGCCGACGAAGACCGCGAGGGCGACCGGCGGGUUCCGACGCAGCCGGAAUCCGUCGGCGUCGGCGGCGCGUGCGCCGAGUGGCGCAAGAGGGCGGCCAGUUUCUCCGGCAGCCUGACGCUGUCUCCGCAGCCCGGCAGGCACGGCGGCCUCGGAAGGAGGAAGAAGAAGCUCGCGGCUUUGACCUCGCUGCCCAACGUGGAGACGCGUCGGAUGGAGGCGAGCGUGAGCAGCGAGGAGGAGAUGGCCGGAAUUGAGAACCUUGCGUGUGGCGCCGGCCGCGAUGACGGCGACGGCGAGACUGUGGCAGGAGCUGGCGGCGGCCUCUCCAUGCCGACGAUAAACUUCAUCCCUGCCAGCCCGUCGGACGUGCUGGAAGACGACCAGUUCUUCGAGAUCAACUCGGAGGAGGAGGAGCGGGCCACGAGCCCUCCGCCGUCGUCCGACAGCGACUGCGUGGACAGCUCGGGGAGCCACGCCACGGUGGAGCGAGAGAACGCGACGGGGAACGCCGGCGACGCGGAGACCUCGGAGGCGUCGCUCACCGUGCCCGCGACGGACACGGCGGAGAAAUUGCCGGUGGCCGUGGCGCGAGACGGCGCGGAGAAGACGGCGGAGGAGGCCGAGGUGCCGGGCGGCGACCGGCACGGGCGAGUCGGCGCCGUUGAGGAUGCCACCGCUGCCACCAACGCUGCCACCACCGCUGCCACCACCAAGAAGAAGAAAAGCUUCCGUCUGAAUUCGGAGAUCGCCAACGCGCAGCUGAACGCGUUCCCGCAAACUCACCCAAGAAAAGGAAGUUUUAACGAAGGCAUAAACCUACUGCAGUUCACGGAACAGAAUCUCGAUGAAUUGAAUACAAAAGAGUGUGACAUGAGAGACCGGUUGGUUCAAGAGAUGCAAAAGCUGCACCUGCAAUCGGACUCUCUGAACAAGACAGCAGCGGACAGCGGAGUGGAGGGGAGCAGCAGCAGCAGCAGGAGGAAGGCGCUGGAGGACAUGGAGAGCGAUGACGCCUGCGCGUGGCUUCAGGCGAUGGGCAUGGAGAGGCUGGGAAUCGUCGUUAGAGGCUCGCGGCUCGCCGGGCGCCACCUGACCUCCAUGGACCCCGAGACGCUCGAGUCGCUGCAGCUGAGCACGUGGGCCGAGCGCGAGCGGCUCCUCUCGGCCCUCUACAGCGAGACGCACGCGCGGGAGGCGCGCGCCGUCGACUCGCUCCUCCAGUCCCUAAGCGGCGCGGACCUGCAAACGUUCACCGCCGCCAUCGCGGGCCUCGGCCAACCCGGGGAGAGGCCCGCGGAGGAAGAGACGCGGAGGCCGAGGAGGAGCCGCCACCCCCCGCAGGGUGACCGAGUCUCCGAUCUGCGCGGAGACCUCGCGCGGAUCCGUGCGGCCAUCGCCCAGAAGGAGGAGGACAUCGCCCGUCUGCCGAGGCUGCCUCCCGACACCGAUAGCCUGCAGGUGGAGGAGCGCGAGAUGUGGCUCCUGCAGGGCGAGAUGGAGCUGCUCGAUCUCAAGAAGGAGCUUCUCGGGGUUCGCUCGGCUCUGCAGCUCCGCAGGAUCGCGGAGGCGGCCCUGUCAGCGGGCUCCCGGAGCCACGUGACCGCCUCGUGCUUGGAGCGUGAAUGGGCGGCUGCCAGCCGCGCCGGAGAGACCAUCACAGUGACACUCUAAGUCACGGUUGGGUAUGGUGGGGGGGGGGGGGCUGUGUUCUUUCCCGAAGAUGACUUUCAAUGACACCUUAGAGUCAUCGAGUCUUCUUCUUCUUUUGUACGUCUGCUGAUGUAGAUGUAGAGCAUCAGCUACAAUUUCACAUUCAGGUGGUUAGGCCAUAAUAAUCGCGUCUGAGCAGCGGGGUGUAUCGCCAUAAUGCAAGUGUAGUGACAUAUAAUGGGUCACUACGGCGCCUCGCGCCGGUUACUGAUAGAGGGGGGAACUGAGAGUGUAGUAGCCCUCUCUGCCAGUGGGGCAUGUAAUGUCAUGGAACGGGUCCCUAAGGGGCGUAGUGCUGGUGGCGGGCAGAGAGGGGGCAUCUGAGGACGUCGCAGCCCAGUUGGCUGGCAAGGGCACGUGACAGGACAAGGUAAGGAUGUGGGUCCUAAGGUGACAGAAGGGACACGUGGGGUAUGGCCCUGAGCCUUCUGGUAGGUUCCAGAAGAGGGCGUGGCCGAGGGCGGAGCCAGGCCACGCUGGGGGGCAUAAAAGGGAGGUCCCGAGGCUGGGUUGGGGCUGUCUGCAGGAAUGGAGUCCUCCGUGCUGCGUCUUCCCCUGGGUCUCCGGUCUUCGUGCUCGGCAUCGUGGGUCAGGCAGUAUGCCGACUGUCCUGACCCUGUUUAUGUCGUUAUCCCGUUGUGGUCCAUAGAAUAAACGUGUUGCCUCCUGAGUUAGUGUGUGUCUCUCAGUGAACCCACUACACAAGUAACAAUCAUCAAGUAACUACCCGCAACAAUAUUUAGGCCCGUUUGUCCGAAUGUGCAUUCGCCUAGGGUUAGAGAACCGUCUGCAGAAGGAGUUGUGAUGGAAGAUCUUCUCAAGAGCCCGUUAGGUGAUCUCCACUCUGUCGGCAAUCACUCUCCCACACACCCUGCUGCGGAAACGUGUCUCCCGAAUGUAAUGUGAUGGGUUGUUUUUUUCGUGAUUCUUCUCGUGCCGCCGUUGGUGACCAAGGCUGAGCCCCCAUCAACUCGCCGCACUUGAGAUCCAACGCGGCUGAAACACGAGGAUUUCCAACCAGCGGUGCUAGUUCAGUGUUCUGACCCGAGCCACGAACCCCCACCUCUCCCAACCACCUCUUAACAGCGUCACUUGCGGUUUUUGGAACGCGAGUUGAUCGUUCCUCUAACUACCAUGCCCACUCUGAUGGGUGUCAGUCGCUUGGUGCACCGUAAGACAUUCUUCUGAUAGAUUGUCACUCGCUCGGUGUUCGUGAGACAUUCUUCUGAUGGAUUGUCACUCGCUCGGUGUUCGUAAGACAUUCUUCUGAUGGAUUGUCACUCGCUCGGUGUCCAUAGGAUAUUCUUCAGAUGGAUGUUAGUCGCUCUGUGUCUGUAGGACAUUCUUCAUAUGAAUUGUCAGUCUCUGAGUGCCCCUAAGACAUUCUUCAGAUGGGUGUCAGUCGCUCGGUGCACCCUUAGACAUUCUCCUUCGGAGUCACAACAUAACAGAAGCACCGAGUGCUAAAAUCAACACCACGGAGCGGUGUUGGGGGUUUUGUUCAUUGGCGUCCCCAACCAGGUGACUCGCAAUACCUGCGGGUCGCCGCGACGCGCAGGUUCAUUUCUCUGCGCAAAGACAACGCGCAGGCGACUGGCGCAGCGCCGCUGCACGGAAACACUCGGCACAACGGGCCCGCUGGUCAACCCCCGGUUAAACGUGUGUUUUAGGCGCCAUUACGAGCAAUGGCCCCUUCAUCAGGGCAAUGGAUGUGCUUGCAGUGUUAUUGGUGAAAGUGUUUGAGUUGCAUUUUUAGCGGUGCCUGCACACCGUCGCCAACGGUAAUUGCAGUGAUUGUGGAGCAUAUGGUCAUGGGAGGGAUUCAUCAUCGGAACGACGGCGAACAUAAACAUAUUUUACAGUACGUGUGUUUUUUGAGCGUGUGCCCUGGGCGUUCCGUUGCAGCAAAAUAA